Molecule: messenger RNA, 1284 nt
Organism: Fusarium sp. VM40
Lineage: Eukaryota; Fungi; Ascomycota; Sordariomycetes; Hypocreales; Nectriaceae
Source: the annotation of a GenBank genome assembly
AUGCACGUCACCACAGAAUACACUCAUUUUCAUAACAAGGUCCGUCUUGACAAAGGCCGCGAGUCUGUUGCGGCCGUAUGUGUUGAGAACCUUUCCAAAUGGCCUGAAGCAAUUCAAGAGAUUAGUACAUGGCCUGAAUACGAGCCACAACCCUUGCACUCGCUGCCUCAUCAGGCAAAGCAACUUGGUGUUAGCAAGCUUUUCUUCAAAGACGAGAGUAAACGCUUUGGCACCUCUCUUGGAUCUUUCAAGGCACUUGGUGCUCCAUACGCUGUUUUCAAAAUCUUGGCCAACCAAAUAUUUUCAGAGACCGGUGUCAGACCGACAUCAGAGGAACUUCGAACUGGCAAGUUCAAGCACAUCACGCAGAAUGUCACGGUCUGUGUCGCCACAGAUGGAAACCAAGGUCGAGGACUCGCCUACGGUGCCAAGAUCUUUGGCUGUCGUUGUGUGGACUAUAUUCACAGCCACGUCAGUUCGGGACGUGCAGAAAGGAUGAAGGACUUGGGCGCCAUCGUCAUUCGUGUCAAUGGCGAAUAUGAAGCAUCUGUUGAGAGAGCCAAGGAGGAUGCGCAAAUGAACGGGUGGCACUUCGUCAGCAGCACUUCCUGGAGUGACUUCGACAACGGCAUCCCGCAGCACGUCAUGAAUGCCUACAUGGUCGUUGUGGAGGAGGCCCUCCAAAUGAUCCCUGUGGUGGAAGAUAUCACGCACGUCUUUGUAUGCGGAGGCGUUGGCAGUAUCGCCGCAGCCAUUUUCCUGGGUUUCUUCACUCGCUUCUCCCAAAUCCAAAAGUCCAACCAAGGAACGCCCUUAAAUCCUCCGAGGUAUGUAGUAGUUGAGCCAUCGGAAGCAGACUGCCUGUAUCAAAGCGCCACGAAGGGAGAGAUAUCUCUGUCUGGGGGAAGUCUGCGUACGUUGAUGGCGGGUCUGGCUUGCCGUGGUCCAUCACCAGCCGCAUGGAAAAUCUUGAUAUGGCUGGCCAGUGAUUUCGUUGCUGUUCCGGACGAGGUAGCCAUCGACGGCAUGAAGGAGUUGGCAAGCGGACGCGGAGGUGAUGUUCCUGUUGUUUGUGGAGAAAGCUCGGCGGCCACCGUGGGCGUAUUGCUCCAGUCGGCCCAUGAUGAAACACUUCGUGAGAAAUUGGGAUUGACAAGUGAUAGUCAGGUUGUUUUGUUUGGACUCGAGGGAGCUACAGAUCCUGUCAUUUACGAGAAGCUGGUUGGCAAGCCUCCUGCGCAGAUUCUUGAAGCACAAGAACGUUUUUUCCAAGCUUCUAAAUAA